Molecule: messenger RNA, 2297 nt
Organism: Haliotis rubra (blacklip abalone)
Lineage: Eukaryota; Metazoa; Mollusca; Gastropoda; Lepetellida; Haliotidae
Product: protein Flattop homolog
Exons: 5
Coding region: 118-864 (248 amino acids)
Biological process (GO): cilium organization
Cellular component (GO): ciliary basal body
Source: RefSeq, a predicted model, not a curated record
GUACUUGGAGACGGGAAAGGUUGUUUUGACAACGGGCUGAGUGUUUCACAGUCACUUCCUGGGAUAAGGGAAUCCGGUCAUUUUGGGGCACCGUUUUUUACCCAGAUACCGGGCAAGAUGAGCAUCAAUUUCAGUGCAAACCAGUAUGAAAAUGCUUUCAAGACAUUGAAGAACUGGGAAGUGCCAAAAGGAUUUGGAUGUUAUCCAUCUUCUCGUGACGGAUUCACUCAGAUCAUCGCCUCAGACCGCGGUCACCUGUGCCCUGGCGUGAAAAGAGACCGUUCUUCACCAUGGGGAUCAUUUGUGGGCACGUGGGACAUGCCCACCAAAGUUCCAGGCAACAAAAUUACUAACAGCACUGCCAGGUCUGGAGGGGCUAUGGAAAAGCUAGUGAGGAUGAAGACAGAGGGAGACAUCAUUCUCAGUGGACAACUCAAGAGGUGCAGGAUCCCUCCCCCACAGCGGAUCAAGGACGGUGUUGAUGACAUCAUAGCAGGUACAACUCUAAAACCAGCCUCGCCCAAACCAGCCACACCCAAAUCUGCCACAGGGAGAUUAUCAGGCGCCAGAGAGCCCAUCGUGGAAUCUCGGAUCCGAUCUGGAGCAAUGAACCCCGUCCCAGCCUCCAACACAUCACCCAAGUCCAUCGAAUGGCCACGUCCGGGAGCAUCACGCAUGGAGAAUGCACAGCGUCCAUCGUCCCACGCAUCCAAACCACCAUCCCCAACAAUGCCGACGUGUCCAGCGGAGAUAGCUGCAGCAGGUUUUGCAGCCAACAUGGUCGGAACCCCAGAACCGGAACUCCAAGCCCUGCAAAGAGGAACCUCCCCAGGAGGAAUGGUGACAGAACAAGCCCAAGUUUAGAUGUUUUAUUGACUCCUGGGUACUUCAAAUUUGGGGAGUAGAUUUCAAUUUCAAAUAAAAUGUACCCAAUUCGCAACGAUUUGAAAUAUUCGAGAUGAUAAUUAUUUUGACUCUGAUAUUUAAGAAUUUUGAAAGUUUUAUGACCAAUGUAUCAAUACAUUCUGUCAAAUCUAAUUUAUAAUUCAGUCUUAUUGAGAUUUUUACAUCUGUAUGAAAUUGUGGUCAGAUUAAAGACAUCUAUAUCCCCUUUUCAGGCAAAUUUUUAGAAAAUCAUUCUGCAUGUUCUGUAAGAUCCUACAAAAGCACAUGUGAUAUUCUGUUUUGUUUUUCUUAACAAUGUCUUUAUUUUGUUAACAAGUUUAACCCAUGUGUCCUUGUUUUGACAGAAAACUGUGGAAGUUUAGUGAUGUCUUCUAAUUUUCAUUCUGAAAUUUGAGAAAAGUCAUUUAAAAUGAGAAUAAUUUUCAAAUUUUAAAAUGUAUAUGUAAUAAGAUCACUGUAUAUACCAAGAUGAAAAUUGUCAUGAUGCUUUAAGGUGGCCGAAAUAUUUACAGUAAAUGUGUGUAGGUGAUGGUCAGGUUGUGAGAUGAUGGUACAAGGAGUAUGGCUUGCUAAAGAUCGAUGAUCGGAAAUGUUGUCAAUGGGAAUCAUUAUUAAUGAUUAUCGAUAUGAAAAUUGUGUAAUCGAUAAUAUUGUAAAUGAACUAUGAUGAAAUACUUUUCAAACUUACUAAGAGAAUACAUAAAGAUCGGUGUGUACACAUGGGUUGCACCUGAAGUGUUCAGGAUGGUAGUUUGUAGGUAAUUUAAGUCUAAAUGUCACCCCUCACAACUGAUGUGAAAUGUGUUGAUUUCUUUCUGAUUUUUAAUUUAAUUUUUGCUCAAAAUUACUUCUCUGAUGUUUAAAGAAUAUCGAUCAAUAUUCAUUUAACUAUGAUAGAUUUCUAUGAUCUAUAUCGAUACGCAGCCCAAAUAUGCAGUUAACUGUGUCAAUCAAGUAACUUGGAAUAUUGAACCUUCCAGCUGCCCCAUCAACGCUUUACACUGACGUAGCGAUACAACAUUCACAUUGUUUCUAUGUAUCAAGUCACAAUCCAAAGUAUUUUGAUAUUUGAAAAUAAUUUGAUGGUAUGUUGAUAAAUUUUGUGAGAGUUUAAUAUUAUAGAAGAGUGAUAAAAUUUAUAUUUUGUUGUAAAUGAAAUGUCUCCAUCACUCCCAAAAGGAUAAAUUAUGCAUGUUUUCAACCUCUAUUUUUCUCUUGUUGUUAUCUGAGUAGAUACUUCUGAUUGGAAAGCCAGACUUAACUGUUUCAUCUGUCAGUAGAAGGUCCUGUAUGCAACAGUGUGUAACAGCAAUCACUUCACGUGUUGUGUCCACGUCUUGUCCAAACUUCUUUUACCUCAAGCUUUGUUAAUAAAAUUGUUAAAACAAAAA